AUGCCUCGUUCCGGUGACGUGAUGAUCUACAAGAAGGAUACUAGUCUGAAGCAUGUGCAGUCUUUCACUGCUCAGGUUCAAGUUUUGGAUGUGCCUGGCGAGAUCAAGGUUGGUUAUUCUCCGAUUGCCUUUGUUCGUACUGGUCGUUCCGCCUGUCGUCUGGCUGGAAUCAAGUGGAAGGUUGGCAAGGAGACUGGUGGCAAGAAGAUGGAGGAUCCACAUUCUCUGAAGUCCAACGAGAUGGCCGAGGUCGUAUUCGAACCUAUCCAGCCUCUGGUUGUCGACUCCUUCAAGAACUGUGAGGGUCUAUCUCGUGUUGCCCUCAUGGAGGGCAAUGGUGUGGUUAUGCUCGGCAAGUGUGUCUCCACGGUUGCGAAAGACGUGAAGUAG
Molecule: messenger RNA, 390 nt
Organism: Perkinsus marinus ATCC 50983
Lineage: Eukaryota; Perkinsozoa; Perkinsida; Perkinsidae
Exons: 1
Coding region: 1-390 (129 amino acids)
Biological process (GO): translation
Molecular function (GO): GTPase activity
Source: RefSeq, a predicted model, not a curated record